Messenger RNA from Oncorhynchus mykiss (rainbow trout), 2560 nucleotides. NCBI's taxonomy places the organism in Eukaryota, Metazoa, Chordata, Actinopteri, Salmoniformes, Salmonidae. The record is from RefSeq and is a predicted model, not a curated record.
GAGGGAGGGGGAGGGAGGUUGUUGAGGAAGAACCAGUGGCCCAGCUCAAGAAGGAGCCCAAGAAGACAGGAAAGGUAAAAUGGCAGGAGUGACAGGGCAACUACUAGACUAGUAACACUCAAUUGUCACAAUAGCUGCAUUGACCUGAUGUAACAUGUCUAUUAUUUGUGAUCUGGAAUCUAUUCUAUUAUAUUCUAUCCAAGGCGAAGAGGAAAAGUAGUGCCAAGAAGUCAGGGGAGCAGGGCACUGAUACGGAUGCAGGUCAUAGAUUUUCCCUCUGUAGUAUGUUGGUUCUCUAAACCUGCAUAUCAUAGAUAAAGGUCAUGUUAGAAACUGUAGUCAGUAAGAAAUGUUGCAUGGAUAGUUUUAUUCAAUAGUCCUAUUGUAGCAAUUUUAUCAAAGUAUUGUAUUAAGAGAAAAGCGUCUGACUUAUCCUGAAUUGUCCUAUAUGGUAAUAACAUAUUUAGGAUUGAGGAAUAAACACCCGGACAGAGGAUCUGUUAUUGAGCUCUUGGAGAAGAAUGCUCUUAAGGCUGCAUUCGGCCCAGGCAACAAAGAUGAGAUGGAGGACUGCUACCCAAUCCUCAUCUCAUUCAUGCGCAAUCUUACUGAUGAGCAAUGGCAAGUGAUCUAUAAAGGAUUUAAAGUGCAAGACCAUUGUCAACUUCAUUGCACAGACCACCCUGCAGAUCCUGCUGCCGGCCCUGGCCCGCAUUCUAGGGGUGACGGGCUUUUAUGACAACGCUGACUCACUCAAGAGGGGUGGCAGUGCAAGAUCCUUCACUGCCUUUGAGCAGAAAAGACUGGAGCUCAUCCAGGAAGUUAAAUAUUUGGCGAAGUAACUGUGGCGGCAGGGCUCUCCGACCAAGGUCUAGCACACCCUCUUCCAAGAGUUCCCAGACCUCACUGAAAGUCCACCUGGGAAUGCCAGAGGACAGUAUCAUCAGCAGUGUCCAGGAGCAACUGUCAAAAUCUGACCAAAUGGUGGCUGCAGGACAGCUUUCACAAAUAGAUAAAGUGGUUGGAACUAUGCUGGAGAACAUUGAGAAGAUAAGCAGCGAAUGUGGCGAGGAAUUGGUCUAUCAAGAGUCACUGCGGUCUUCCUCCUCGUUGUAGGAUUGGUGCUCUCUCCCGUGAUCUCAGUCACCAAGUCAACCUCAUAAUUUCCGAUAGCAACUUGACCCCUCUGGGACUGACAGUGGCGGCUGGAAAGAGUGCAUCUGAUACCAUCCUUUCGAAGCUGAAGAGGAAUGACAAGGUGGGGGAGCCCACAACUUACGAGCUGGUUCAGCUGUUUGUAGAGGAGUCUGUUAAGUGCCUCCUGCUUCCUAGUUUUGUGCCCUAUUCAACUUCAAUGAGUUUGGCUCAGGGGGCCAAGGUGUUGGCUAGAGUGUCUGAAGAUAGAAUUUCAUGCUCUUCUUCUUCUUCAUCAGUAUUUAGUGACAGUCAGUCUCUUUACCAAAGUUAUGGUAAGCCAGGUCAUGUACUCUGUGGAUUCUGAUGCAGAAAGUAGAGGAUCCUCUCCAACUGAAUCUCUCCAAACAUCUGAAACCACUAUAUCUGAUGUAGGAAAUCUAUUGAGUGGCAAGUCCUCCCCUCGGCUGUCUCCUUCUGGCUCCAUUAUGGCAACAAGCGAGACCUCCAAUGCAGCACAAAUCUUGAAGGCCAACAUUGAUGGAGAGGAAGUGGAUACCACCAGUCAUUCUGGUGUAGCUCAAAACAUUGUCAGGGACGAUAUGUCAACCAGCCCAGACAUGGUCAAAGAUGUCACACUUCCAACCCCAUCCUCUGAUAACUUGGGCAGUGAUGAUGACGUCACCGGCCUCAUCAGCAUGUUAGUAAUGAGAAUUCUAACAGAAAUCCAAACCCCAGCAGAAGAUUACCCAGUUGACGUCACACGCAAGUCACAAGACCUGAUCCCCAAAGUUAUGGAGGUCUUCUGUGCAUGGUCAGGCUGCUCUGAGACACAAGCCUAUCCAGAGAACUUGAGGAUUCAUAAAGUCUACAGAGUCGUCUAUAAAAAUCUGUUGGAGGAGUUUGGCUCUGAGAAAAUCCUCCAACAGGCCGUGUCGACUCAGGACUCUUCAUUUGAUAGGAUUCUUGUCAAGUCUUUGAGUGAAGCGCUUCUCCACAGAUGUAAGGAGGCAUUGAGGGCAGCCUCAAGAACAUCAGUCAAAACCACCGGGCCUAAGGCUCUUCCACUGGCUGAGGAUGUGAGGGCUAGCAGCGGGAAACUAUCUUUUCUACAAAGGCUGGUCAGGCUGACAAGCAACUUAAAGCUAUUCAAGAAGGGGAACAAGAAGGAUUCCCACCGCUCUGAAUCAGAACAAGUACAGACCACUGCUGAAGAUGGCAUGCUGCCCAGCAUAGUGCCACAUGCUGCCAUGUCUGCACUGCCAAACGAUCUCCCCGUCAGCUCCCAACAGGAGACGCCUCACAAACGUCCACUUCUCGUCAGGAUGUUUUCUGCCAUCUCCAAAGGCCUGUUCAAGCCCUUCAAACAGUCCUUAAAGACCAAGUAACUUCAGACAAUUUAUUAAACGUCAUUCAUUGCAUUAAA